Molecule: messenger RNA, 1667 nt
Organism: Haliotis rubra (blacklip abalone)
Lineage: Eukaryota; Metazoa; Mollusca; Gastropoda; Lepetellida; Haliotidae
Exons: 4
Coding region: 185-1492 (435 amino acids)
Biological process (GO): polysaccharide biosynthetic process
Molecular function (GO): pyridoxal phosphate binding; transaminase activity
Source: RefSeq, a predicted model, not a curated record
AAGCGUGGCGAGGUAUAGCUUCGUAGACGGAAGCCCAGUACGUUGAGAAAAUACUUCAAAGGCGUUGGCUUCGCUGUCGGUGUCCUGUUCAAAACAGCAUGCAGACAGAUGUCACUGUCAUGGACUGAACUGGAACUGGAAGGACAAUCUGUGACUCAGGUGCUGUGGACCGGCCGAAACAGAGAUGGCGUACUCCUCCAUAUUGCCGUACACGUAUGUGUAUAUGGAUUGUGAAGCAAAGGACUUGACUUCUGCUAUAUCAAAAUGCAUGAGCUGUGACAAGGACAGUAGUGGUUUGAUCAGAGGGUUACAAAAUCUAUGGACAUCCCACACAAACCCAAACCCAGUGAUACCAUGUCUCUCUGUCAGAAGUGGCUUUGACCUUUUCCUCAAGGUCAUGAAGUUUCCACCACGAUCAGAGAUCAUAAUGUCUGCUAUCAACAUUCCAUCAAUGCCUUAUAUUGUACAAGAUCAUGGACUCAAAGUAGUGCCCCUAGAUGUAAACAUCGAAGAUGUUGCUCCCAAACCUGAUAAGAUGGAAGAUCUACUGACAGACAAAACUGUGGCCAUUUUGGUGUCGCACUUAUAUGGCAAGAUGUUUGACAUGGAACCAACAAUACAGUUUGCAAAGAAACAUAAACUCUUUGUGAUAGAAGAUUGUGCCGAAGCAUUUUGUGGCUUCAGUCAUAUUGGUCACCCUGAUAGUGACAUCUCGCUUUUCAGUUUUAGCGUCAUCAAGCACUAUACCUCAUUCGGAGGGGCCAUAGCUAAAGUAAGAGAUCAGGAUGUUUUUCAGAAAAUGUUAGACCUCCAUAACUCCUAUCCAGCUCAAACAAAUGGAGAGUAUCUCAAGAAGGUUCUCAAGUAUUCCUUGGUUUAUAUAGUUCUCAACUGUCCAAGUUUAAUCAAACCUCUUGUUUACACAUCUCGUAGCCUGGGAAUAGACCACCAGAAGAAGGUGAUCAAGAUGCUGAGAGGGUUCCCACAGGAUAUGAUGGCCAAGAUACGACACCGCCCCUCUACAGCAUUGUUGGACAUGAUGCUGGAGAGACAGUCUAACUUCUCCAUGGCCGAGUUCUGUACAAGACGCCUCAAGGGGGAGUAUGUGCAUCACCGUCUGCCUGCAGACAUUGAGGUUGUUGGGGCAGGACUUGAACACAACAACUACUGGCUGUUUCCCAUACUUGUGGACAAUCCUGACAAUUUUGUGAAACAACUCAAUUCGUUUGGUGUUGAUGCCUACCGUGGUGCAACACAACUCAACAUCAUUGAACCUGAAAACGGCAACUCUACAAUGCAUCCUGCUGCAUCCAUGAACCAACGCUACCCUCACGAGGCUAAGUAUCUCAUUGACCAUGUUGUGUACUUGCCAGUCAACAAAACUGUGCCUUUCCAUGAACUGGACCAGUUGAUCAAAACCAUCAAGAUGGCUGUCAAGUUAAACAAGGCACAAACUGAUUCUCACCAGGUCAAACUGGCUUCUAAGUUAUAAGCUGUGAUUACAGUAUGUAAAUGGAUGUCAGUUUAUAUUGGGGUUUGAUUUUUGUGUGUUUGAAACUUUGGAGAAAUGCUGAGCAUAUGUGUAUACUGAGCAAACAUUGUGAUAUAUGAAUUGUCCGUGAAUACACAUUGAAUUGCAGAAGUUGGUCACAAGUAAAAAAAAAGAU